Porites evermanni is the source of this 678-nucleotide messenger RNA. Lineage: Eukaryota; Metazoa; Cnidaria; Anthozoa; Scleractinia; Poritidae. The record is from the annotation of a GenBank genome assembly.
AUGAGGUAUAUUUUAUGGGUGAUGGCGCUGCUGGAGGCCUGUGACGUCACCAACAAUAGUCACCAUCUUGGAUUUUACCGAGAAUUGGAAAACAGGUUAAAACCGCAAGAAAUGGUAAUUUUUGUGUUUUACAUGAAAAAUAACACAUAAAUAUACACCUUGCAUGAUUUUAGCCACAAGAUUUACUUUUGUUGUUGAAAGAAGUUGAAAAAACAUGUAUUUUCACCCAAAAUUGUUGUUUAAGUUUAUUAGCUGCACUGUCUUUUAUCUCUACCUUUUUUUUAAGGUUGCCUCCCUAACUGACAGAAAUCGCCAUGAGAAUCAUACAAAAAAUACUACUAGUCUGCUAGUAGUAUUGUUUUUGAACCCACAAGUGACCAUCCUGUGCAAGCUAAUCUUUAUAAAAUUUUUCAGCCUCUCAGCUUUUGUCAGCUGUUCUUUCUCUUCUUUUUAAGGUUUUCUCUUUGUCCGGUUGACAUCGCCAUGAGACUCUCAGCCUUAUGCGUCGUGCUUAGUCUGUUGGUAGUAUUUUUCUUGAUCCCAGAAGUGACCUCAUGCUACGUAAAAGUUAAUGGAUGCUCCAUACCAGGAGACCUCUCAUUCUUCUACAAGACAAAAUUUAGACUUGCCUGUGACAAACAUGAUGUCUGCUACUACUGUGUAAGACUAAUUUCCUUU